Messenger RNA from Heteronotia binoei (common prickly gecko), 3274 nucleotides. RefSeq names its product mitogen-activated protein kinase 7 (gene MAPK7). The transcript is spliced from 7 exons. Gene Ontology annotation, cellular component: cytoplasm; nucleus. Bases 90 to 2840 code for a protein of 916 amino acids. Lineage: Eukaryota; Metazoa; Chordata; Lepidosauria; Squamata; Gekkonidae. Gene Ontology annotation, molecular function: MAP kinase activity; ATP binding. The record is from RefSeq and is a predicted model, not a curated record. Gene Ontology annotation, biological process: intracellular signal transduction; cell surface receptor signaling pathway; protein phosphorylation.
GAGGAGACAGGGGAGUGGCGGACUAGAAAGGGAACCGCCCUGGGCGAGCCUGAUAUUAGGGGCGCCUCCCAUCCGCGCAGUGAAGAGCCAUGGCGGAGCCCCCCAUCGAAGAUGAGGGUGAGGAAGCUGCUCAGGGCCAAGGGAAGCAGGAGCCAUCUCACCAGGCAGCUGUGGCCGCCAAGAACCUGGCCAUCUUGAAGGCCCGCUCCUUUGACAUCACCUUUGAGGUGGGGGACGAGUACGAGGUCAUUGAGACGAUCGGCACAGGAGCCUAUGGUGUCGUGAGCUCGGCACGCCGCAAGGAUACAGGCCAGCAGAUGGCAAUCAAGAAAAUUCCCAAUGCCUUUGAUGUGGUGAUGAACGCUAAGCGCACCUUGCGUGAGCUGAAGAUCCUCAAGCAUUUCAAGCACGACAACAUCAUCGCCAUCAAGGACAUCCUGAAGCCCUCUGUGCCUUAUGCCGAGUUCAGAUCUGUGUACGUUGUGCUGGACCUGAUGGAGAGCGACCUGCACCAGAUCAUCCACUCCUCCCAGCCUCUCACCCUGGAGCACGUGCGCUACUUCCUGUACCAGCUCCUGCGGGGCCUCAAGUACAUCCACUCGGCCAACGUCAUCCACCGGGACCUCAAGCCCAGCAACCUGCUGAUCAACGAGAACUGCGAGCUGAAGAUCGGGGACUUCGGCAUGGCCCGGGGCCUCUGCACCAAGCCUGACGAGUACAAGUACUUCAUGACGGAGUACGUGGCCACCCGCUGGUACCGCGCCCCCGAGCUGAUGCUCUCCCUGCACGAGUACACACAGGCCAUCGACAUGUGGUCGGUGGGUUGCAUUUUUGCGGAGAUGCUGGGGCGCAAGCAGCUCUUCCCCGGGAAGAAUUACAUCCACCAACUGCAGCUGAUCAUCACUGUCUUGGGGACCCCUCCGGCGAAAGUGGUCCACUCCAUCGGGGCAGACCGAGUGCGGGCUUACGUCCAGAGCCUGCCGUCGCGCCAGCCGGUGCCCUGGGAGAGCCUCUACCAGCACGCCGACCGGAAGGCCUUGUCCUUGCUCUCCAAGAUGUUGCGCUUCGACCCCCGCGAGCGCAUCUCGGUGGUGGAGGCGCUGAACCACCCCUUCCUGGCCAAGUAUCACGACCCUGACGACGAGCCGGACUGCGUGCCAGCCUUCGACUUUGAUUUUGACAAGCAGGUGCUGACCAAGGAGCAGAUCAAGGAGGCCAUCGUGGCAGAAAUCAACGACUUCCACGACCGCCGGGAGGGCAUCCGGCGCCAGAUCAGCUUCAAGCCAGCGCUACGGCCGGCUGUCAUCGGGAGCUGUGUGACUGCCUCCGACCAAGGCCUGCUGCUUUGCUGCCAGGAUGUUGACAUGCCCAGCGCCGGCUCGCCCAGGCCCAGAGAUGGGGACUACGCUAUGGCGUCUCCUACCCCCUACCCGCUCCCGGAGACCAUCGACCUCACUUCUCCCCUCAUGACUGCUAAUGUUUCCCAGCCUGAGGUGAAGGCCGAAGCAGAGCCUCCUGCUGCCCCACCAAAACGCGAGGGAGCCAUUUCGGAUGACACCAAGGCUGCCCUCAAGGCUGUCAUCUUGAAGUCGGCCCUCCGGAAUAAGAACAAAGAUACCCCAUCCUCCAUCCCAGAGACGCCUGAUAUCCGGAGGCCGGUGACGGCGAAGGAGCGCCAGCGUGAACGUGAGGAAAAACGCAAGCGCCGUCAGGAGAGGGCCAAGGAACGUGAGAAGCAGAAGAAAGAAAAGGAGAAGGAACGCAAGGACAUGUUGACAGAGAAUGACCGGAACCUUCUGGAGAGGUGGACCAAGAUGGUCGACCGGACCCAGAACAAGCCUGCCCAGAAUGGAUCUGCAGUCCUUCCUCAGGCAACCACUCCCAGCCAUAUCCUGCCUCAGGCUCCCCCUGCCAACCCUUUGCCACCUCAGGUGCCUCCUGCAAGCCAUAUCCCACCCACCUCUUCCGCCAACGUUUCUGCGCCCACUGAUUUCCUCACCUUCUCAGACAAGGUGGUGCCUGCCUUGAGACCCAAGCUCACUUUGGUUCCUGUGGGUGCAGAACUAGCCCCGGUUCAAGGCGCGAAUGCCAACGUGGUACACUUUUUCCCAGCCCAGACUGCCCCAUUCCUGGUCACCGCCCCAGCCUGCCAAAAGGUAGCUCCAUCCAAACCGGAGUGCCUGCUAAGCGUCAAAUAUGGACCCGGCCAGAUAUUUCAAGCUUCGUAUGGGGUGACAGCCCUCAGCGCCUGGAGCGCCGUUCCUCAGCCUGAAAACUGGGCUGUGGCCGGGCAGCUGCCAGCGAAUCAGCCAGAAAUAGCGUCCCCUAAUGACGUCUUGCCAGAACAGACUGUGACUUACGGAGCGAGAGGUGGUGUGGAGGAGGCCAUGUUCCUGACAGAGGUGGGCAAAGCUGAGGUGUCGUCUCAGGGUUUAGUUGUGGAAGAAACCCGAGGGCCUGACCGGCAACAAAUUGCCUCCGGGCUCUCUCCAGAGACCACUGUGCCUUCGGAGCCCCCAGAUAUCAAUAUGGUGACUCAGCAACUCUCAAAAUCCCAGGUGGAAGACCUCCUGCCUCCCGUCUUCUCUGGCACCCCUAAAGGCAGUGGUGCUGGCUACGGAGUUGGGUUCGACCUGGAAGAGUUUCUCAAUCAGUCAUUCGACAUGGUCGGGGAAAACAGGGAGAGCCAAGGCGACUCUGCCCCGCUCUCGGCCUCCCUUCUCGCCGACUGGCUGGAAGUCCAUCGCAUGAACCCGGCUGACAUGGAGUCCCUCCAGCAGGAACUGCAGCUGGGCUCUCCCAUGAUCCUCUCUGACAUUCCGGACCUGCAGGACGCUUGAAAAACUGAGCUCUCAUCAUCUGCCUUCUCUCUCUCAUUUCAUUGGCUGCAAAAAAAGAGGCCACACCCACUUGUGUUUUUACUGGAUGGUCUGUCUGUCAGCCUUCCCUAUCUACUCUGGCUGGGAACCUCACCACAGUGCCUGUUUUUUUUCUUCUUGUUGCUAAAAGGAAAAUCCAGGUCAGGCUUGGUGGUUGUUUUGGGCCGGAGGCCUAUAAUGAAAGGUUUGAGAUGGCCUCACGAAAACUAGAUCCCUGUGUUGUGGGAGACAGAAUCCAUGCUGCUCACUUGUGACCUCUGCCACGACACUAAGGGGCUUCCCUCUUGCUGUGUCCAGCCCGCUCUUUCCUGACCCUUCACUGUGUUUCCUUACCGUGUGGCCUAAAGCAUGAAUAUUAGCUGGAUGUGGAAAACAGCAUCCGUUGUCUUGAUCCU